UUGUCGCCAACAGCCAUUUAGCUCCGUAGUGCUACUGGUGUGUUCCUGUCUACAUUGACUGUUAACUGGGAUACCUGGACCUGGAAUCUCUGGAUUAUCCCAUUUGGUCAUGGAAUUGUUGCUGUUUGUUCUGUUCCCGUUCAGUCCGCAGCGCUGACUGUUGGCUAUGACUGUUCCCUGGUGUUUUGAAGCGUUCCCCGGGAUAUGACUGUGAUGGCUGCUGUCCAUUGAACUGGGAGCACGUUGACUCCUCAGUUAAACAUUGGGGCAACUUGUCUUGAUUAUCAUUUCUGGAACUAAAUCAACCUGUGAAGUGUACAUGAAUAUUUACUGGCAAGGGAUCCUUAACUUGGUGAAAAGGGGCUUAUUGAAGCAGGCGGACGAUGCAGUCAUUAAUUCUGAUCUGAGGAUGAACAGCAGACUGGAGCUUUCCAAGGGGGCGUGCAUCUGAGGUCUGAGAUGGGUCAGCCCCAGUCUCUUCAGGUCAAGGAGGCGAUGUGGGAAACGGUGUGGAGGAGACACAGGCUGCAGCCCUGAGCAGGUGCACUGCUGUAGGGAGGAGCACGGCCCCCCCUGCGGCCCUCUGUGGCCCUCUGGGACGCUUGAACUAAGAUGUCCCUCAGCAGCAGCCCUGCAGGUGGGAAAGGUGUGGACUCCAAUGCGGUGGACACUUACGACAGUGGUGACGAGUGGGAUAUUGGUGUUGGGAAUCUGAUCAUUGACCUGGAUGCUGAUUUAGAGAAGGACAAGUUAGAGAUGUCAAGCAGUAAGGAAGGAGGAGGAAUGGCCGCCCCUCCGGGUGCUGUAGCUGUUUUACCUGACAACAUAAAGUUUGUCAGUCCUGUUGCUGCCAUGCAGAGCAAAGAUGGCAAGUCCAAAUCGAAGCGCAGUAAAAACUCCAAAGAAAGUGGAAAGACUCCAGAUGGAACUAAGAAGGAGACCCAAAGCAGGGCCCAGGGAGACAUGGCACCCCAGAACACUAACUCUACCCUAACUAAGGGGACUGAUAAGUCUGGUAAAGCCUCUCGUAUUCCCCCUGCUGUAAAAAAGGACAAAGAUGUGGCAUACGGAAAAACUAAAAAGGAAAAAAUAGAAGCUGUAGCGACAAGAAUGGUCAACACUGAGAAGGAGUCUGGUGUUGCUGUUCUGCCUCUUGGAGCCCCUCGUACCAGCUCCUUCGAGAAUCAACAAAACCCAGAGUUAAACCCUGUGGACCAGUUUGGGAACCUGGCUUUGGACUCUGCAGGGUUUGGCCAGGCUGUCACCAUGAUGACAGAGCAGGAGGAGGAAGACAACGCAGAUUGCCGAAAUCUGAAGAAAGUUGUCAGUAGUGAGAAGAUGGAAUCUCCCUUUUCCACCUGUGCUCCUCCUCCUCUUCACCUUCUCGGUCCUCCUGCUAACAGCAGCGACAUCUCGUCCCCUUGUGAGCAAAUCAUGGUUCGCACGCGCUCCAUUGCAGUGAACACAGCAGAAGCAGCUCUGGCCACUGAGCCGGAAUGUCUGGGACCCUGUGAGCCUGGCACCAGCGUCAACCUGGAAGGAAUUGUGUGGCAGGAGACCGAAGAUGGGAUGCUAGUGGUUAAUGUCACCUGGAGGAACAAGACAUAUGUUGGGACCCUUUUGGACUGCACAAGACACGACUGGGCCCCGCCGAGGUUUUGUGAAUCCCCCACCAGUGACAUGGAGAUGCGAAGUGGCCGUGGGCGGGGAAAAAGGAUGCGACCCAGCACCAACGCGCCUUUGAAUGACAACAGCAACUCAUCAGACAGCAAAGGCAGUGGGAGCAAGACUCGUGGUGCUGCUGCAACCAGCAAAGGGCGACGGGGUGUGGUGGUGGGAUGUGGUGAAGAUGCAAAGGCCAGCCCAUCCUCUGCCAAGAGAAAAACUAAACCUGUGUCUGACAUGGAACCUACCUCCAGCUCUGAGGACUCUAAAGCCUCAAAGCGCAUGAGAACCAACUCUUCUGGUGUGGGGACUCUGGUCCCUGCUGGGAAAACAGAAGCCCUGGCCCCCCCACAACUGGAGCGGACUUGUCCUUCACCUAUACUUAUCGACUGCCCCCAUCCCAACUGCAACAAGAAAUACAAACACAUCAACGGGCUGAAGUACCACCAGGCUCGCGCCCAUAAUGACCACGAUGUACGACUGGACCAGGAUGGGGACAGUGAAUAUGGGGAUGACUCUGUACUCCAGCAUGACCCAACUUCCUGUAAUGGUGCUGCGUUCUCUCCCGCCCGCUCCAAUACUCCCAAAGGACGGGGCUUCGAUGCCCCUUCUCCCUCGUCAGGAAAGCAGACAUUGAAGGGAAAAAAGAAGGCAGGGGAAGGGGAGCCUGAGGCUACUGACGGCGGUGAGGAGGGUGGAUGUUUAACCGAUGAGGCCAGCAAUGAUGGAGUGGAUGACAGAAAGGCCAGAAGAAUGUCAGUCAACAGCAAACCUGAUAAAUCAAGUCAGAAAAGUGCAAAGAUGGGCCGACCGUUGCCUCUUGGGGUUGCGUCAUCAUAUUCUCCCCAGGCACCGUCUCCUGCAUUGAGCUCAGUGGUACAGUCUGUACCCAGCAGCCCCCAGCUGAAAAACAGCCAAACUAAACCCUCUCCACUCUCUGACCCUUCAUGCAGCCCCACCCUCGGGAAAGACAAGAAAAAGAAAGACAAGAAGAAGAGGGACAGUUGGAAGGAGGAGGAUAGUCCAGGAGCAAUGAACAAGAUAGGGCGGCUGGAGGAGGGAAAAAGUCCGUAUUCCGAGACAACAGAUAGUUUGUUGAAUGGUUGCAUGGAAGCUCACCAGAGCCGUUUGGCAAGCAUCAAAGCCGAGGCUGACAAGGUCUACAGUUUCUCCGACAAUGCUCCAAGUCCGUCCAUCGGCGUCGCAAGCAGGAUAGAGGCUGGUUUAGCAACACCAUUGCACCAGAACCAAAACGGUGCUGACAAUGUGUCUGUGAAGACCAGCAGCCCCGCUUACUCUGACAUCUCUGAUGCAGGCGAAGAUGGAGAAGGGAAGGCAGAGGGUGUGAAGGUCAAACCAGAUCCUGAUCAGGGGCCGCGCGAAGGUGCCAAGAAAACACUGUUCCCUUCUCAGGCUCCCAGUAAGGAGUCGCCAUACUACCCCAACUAUGACUCCUACUACUCGCCAAGCUAUCCAAACCCCAGCCCAGGAGCAGUACCAGGAGCAACUGCUCAUAUGGAAGUAACACAGGUGAAGGUGAAGAAGGAGGAAGACUUGGAGGUGGUGGAGGAGGGCAAGCUUAAGGUGGAACCUCCGGAGGAGAGGAAGGCAGAACUGGGUCCUCAGCAGCCAUCAGUCAUUCAGCCCCGCUCCAACAUGUACUCCCAACCUCUGUAUUACAACCAGUACUAUGUGGCCCCCUACUCCUAUGCCUCUGAUCCUGCCUACCAUAACCACCUGCUGGCCUCUAACCCUGCUUACCGUCAGCAAUAUGAGGAGAGGCAGCGACAAUCUGACAAGAAGCUGGAAGGCAAAGACCGUGACUCUAUUGGGAAAGAUGAGUGGAAGCAGAAGACAGGUCCCCCUUCAGGCUCUGGCGCCCCUGGUCUCACAGACCUGGGGCCUAAAGGAUUGGUCACCCCGGCCAAAUCUAAAGAUCCUGCAGCAGCUUCAGAACAGGCCAAAUCGGUCAUUAUGGCUAAAGGAGAGGAAAUGAAACUCCCCAGCUCCCAGGCUGAAGGGCUGAAGAUGAAACUUCAUGAAACGAGUCACCAUGGGAAAGAAGAGGCCAAACCAGGGAUAGAACUAGGCAGACCAACAGGUGUGGACUCCACCAUGUGGUACAGACAGGAGCCAGACUCUCGCCUGUGGCCCUAUGUGUAUCCCAGUAAAUACUCAGAAGCUGCAAGACAGCAAGAAGAAGAAAGGUGGAAAGAUGAGAGGGAGAGAGAUAGGAAGGCCAAGGAGGACAAGCCGCGAGUAAAGGAAAGCCUUCAGAAGGAUGAGGUGAAAGAAGGGGUGGAGGGCAGAAUGCCGCUGCCCCCAGAGGAGUACCAAGGUGGAGGGAAGGAGGUCCGCGUCCCCCACAUGCAGUUCGCCUCCCCGCUGGCCCAGCAUCAGGGCUACAUGUCCUACAUGCAGGGACCUUAUGGCUACAGCCAGGGCUUUGAUCCCAGCCACCCCGGCUACAGAGGCAUGCCUGCAGUCAUGAUGCAGAACUACCCAGCUUCAUACCUGCAGGCCGGUUACCCGUUUUCUUCAUAUGGAGGGAAAGUGGCAGGAGGGGAGGACGGGGAGAAACCCUCCAGGUCAAGUCCAACUGUGAAGCCGCCCAGCGAGGCCAAAGCUCUGGACCUGCUGCAGCAGCAUGCCAGCCAUUACAAAAGCAAAUCGCCCUCCGUUCAAGACAACAAAACGGCGCAGGAACGAGAACGAGACUGGGAACGGGACAGGGAGCGUGAGAGAGAGGGCGCUCGGCCUCGGUCUUCUCCUUCACAUCGCGUCAUUCCUCCCCAUCAUCACCUGGGAUACCCUCUGCUGUCUGGACAGUAUGACCUGUCCUACGCUGCCGGCCUCUCCUCUUCAGCCAUCGUUGCAAGUCAGCAAGCAUCGGCCCCGUCCAUGUACCCCCCUCCACGGAGGUGAAACUGGUAGUUUUGAUUGGCUGAACUCCGCCCAUCCAAGUUAUGUGACUGGAUCACAUGAAAGCAUCUUUCUGUUGUGACACCACUUCAUGUUCCACAUCCAGCAGACUCCCUGCUGGACCGGACCAAAACAGUUCUGCUGGUUCUGGGCGGUUCAGCCGCCUCCACACUGUGGUUCCCAGACAGGGGGCGCCGUGGAGCUGCCAGGUGGAAACAGAGACGCGCUGGUGGUGAAGAGUGACCGGAGGUGGCGUGAUGGGCGGUCGGCGUCGUUCUGUCGUCUCACUGGUUCAUGUUUUCCUCUCAUCCUCAUACAUGUCAAAGUUCUCUCACUCCCCACUCAGAACGCCAUCAUCACUUCUUCACCUGGAUGCAUCAUGGAAAAAAAAAAGGACUCUGAGGACAUCCAGAGGCUGGCUGAGGAGACGUGUGUAAAUGUAAUGUAGUGUGUGCGAGUGUGCAUGUGUGUGUAAAUAUUGUACAGAGGAAUUAUUUUAAAGAGUCUGUUGGAUGAUGUUGAAUUUCUUACUCUUCUUUUUGUCUGUUAGCCUCUGUUUUUCUACUGUUGUUGAUCAGAUAUUAAACCUGUAGCUGUUGGAAAGCUG
Poeciliopsis prolifica (blackstripe livebearer) is the source of this 5194-nucleotide messenger RNA. Its product is annotated as zinc finger protein 609-like. Lineage: Eukaryota; Metazoa; Chordata; Actinopteri; Cyprinodontiformes; Poeciliidae. Gene Ontology annotation, cellular component: nucleus. The transcript has 10 exons. Gene Ontology annotation, biological process: regulation of transcription by RNA polymerase II. The coding region runs from base 613 to 4590 and encodes 1325 amino acids. The record is from RefSeq and is a predicted model, not a curated record.